This is a messenger RNA of Entamoeba invadens IP1, 933 nucleotides long. Its product is annotated as protein kinase, putative. The annotation marks the transcript as partial. The transcript has a single exon. The record is from RefSeq and is a predicted model, not a curated record. NCBI's taxonomy places the organism in Eukaryota, Evosea, Mastigamoebida, Endamoebidae.
UAUUGUGUCAACUGUGUGACUGGGUAUGGUCUUGCAGCUGGAAAGUGUGCCAUAUGUCCAAUGGGAACAUACUACCUGAGGUCUGUGUGUCAGAGUUGUGGUGAGAUGGAAUACCAAGACGUUGAGGGACAAACCACCUGCAAGUUGUGCGACUCUUCAUGUGCAAGUUGCAAUGCAACAAAUGGAAAAUGUCUCAUAUGUGCUGCUGGAUAUGGCUUUGACAGUGGAGAGUGUACGUUGUGUGGCGACCUCACAUACUCAGAAGGCGGUGUUAUGCAGUGCCAACAGUGUUCCACUGAAUGCAAGAAGUGUGACAGAAAAAGUGGUGGGUGCACAUCAUGCGAAGUCGGCAACAAGAGAGUUAACAACAGCUGUGUGCCGUGUGCUCCAUCUGGAUAUUGCGAUUUGUGCACAGACGAGACAUCAGAUGGUAUUUGUGUAUCAUGUGAAGAUGGAUUUUAUUUGAAUGAAAGUGCCGAUUGUCAAAGAUGUGGUGAUAUUCAUAAAGACUGUCUGACGUGUUCUAAAACAAUAAAAAUGUGUCUCUCGUGUGCGGCCAACAUGAUAUCAACUGGCACCAGUUGUGUUGCAUGUGAAGCUGGGAUGGUCAAAGUCACAGAAACGACGUGCGACUACUCGUACAAUGUCAUCCCAAAGUGUCAGAUUGCAGACUAUGUCAAUAAUCAACACAUUUGCACUGCAUGUUUUGCGCCAUACGUCACUUCAAGUGACUUGAAGGCGUGCAAUUUGGGAUACACAACGACAACAUACUUCAACACAGAUGAUCACCAAUUACACACCAACAUGGUUGGGUGUAUCGACCAAAUCGAUACAACAUGUUACUUAUGUGAUACAACAACAAUGUUGUUAAACGGUGUUUGUAAUGAAAUGCACGAGAAGUGUGAGACAUACUCGCAACACGGUUGCGACAAA